This is a messenger RNA of Arabidopsis arenosa, 7995 nucleotides long. Lineage: Eukaryota; Viridiplantae; Streptophyta; Magnoliopsida; Brassicales; Brassicaceae. The record is from the annotation of a GenBank genome assembly.
AUUUUGCUAUUCGCGAAAACUUGAUGGAUCAGUUUCUACAAUACCAUUAGUGGCUAAUCUAUUGAUUAUCCGACGUAAUCACAGUUAUUUGAUAUAAUUUGAAACGGAAUCUAUGGAGCAAUAUUCGGCUUAUCAUGAUCCCUUUCUACCUCUAAAUAGAAAUGGAAAAUGCCAAAGAGAGAUUUGCGGUUUAGAACAUUCUAAACCGGAUCAAGCUUUCUUUUGUUCCAUCCCUAGUCCUCCACUAUGGCCUCCAUUGUUACAAAUUCCGCGCCCUGAAAGUCGCGCUGUUAGUGAUCGUCCUGAUGAUGGUAGUGGUCUUCCUAAUGACUCUUGUAGACGAACAGGAUCUUGUCCUGUAACUAUACUGUUUACUGGACGUAACCGUUCCCUUGGAACAACUGUAUCUGGGAAUCUGCUCACUAGUUCCUUAUCUGGGAACUCCUCUGAGAUCUUGCUUACUUUAGCUAAUAAUGUUUUGGGUACAUCAGUUGAGGCAGAUUUCACCAAUUAUCUUGAUCCAGGGAUUGCCUCAAACCUUUCCAUCUACAAUAUCCAACCUCGGUGCAUUUCUAAUGCCACGUUCCCAUUCUCAUUCGAACAAAAACCUCUCAAGUUUGAAAAAGAGUUGAGUUGUGUUGAAGGAUUCAAUCUCUGGAAAAAUACCUCCAUAGAGGUCAAUGAUAUGAUUUUCAAGGGUUAUCGGAAAGGAAAUCCCGAGGGGAAGAUAAAUGAGAUCGCUGCAGCAUAUGAUCUCUUGAACACUGAUAGGAACAAUUUCAAUGUCCACAUCUGGUAUAAUUCAACAUACAAAGACGAUUCAGGAAAUAGACUUACAAAGUUGGUCCGUGUUCCCCGCUCAGUCAAUUUGGUGUCAAAUGCUUACCUUCAAUUUUUACAAGGCCCAGGGACAAGGAUGUUGUUCGAAUAUGCCAAAGAAAUGCCUAAACCAGAAACAAGUCUUCGUCUGGACAUCGCGUCUCUAAUUGGCCCCCUUUUCUUUACAUGGGUUAUUCUUCUUCUGUUCCCUGUGAUCUUGUCGUCAUUAGUGUAUGAGAAACAGCAACAUCUAAGAAUUAUAAUGAAAAUGCAUGGCCUAGGAGAUGGUCCAUAUUGGAUGAUUUCCUAUGCCUAUUUUCUUACCAUAUCGGUGUUAUACGUUAUAUGCCUGAUGAUAUUCGGGUCAGCAAUAGGACUGAAGUUCUUUCGGCUUAAUGACUACAGCAUCCAAUUCGUACUCUAUUUUCUCUAUGUGAAUCUGCAAAUCGCCCUUGCCUUUCUAGUUUCUUCAGUAUUUUCAAAUGUCAAGACAUCAACAGUUGCUGCUUACAUAUACGUGUUUGGAUCUGGACUUUUGGGCUUGUUUCUACUCAACUUUCUGAUUGAAGAUUCAUCAUUUCCUAGAGGCUGGAUUAUUGUCAUGGAGUUAUAUCCUGGCUUUUCCUUAUACCGUGGGCUAUAUGAGUUGGCACAAUUUGCUUUCCGGGGAAACUUGAGAGGGGAAGAUGGGAUGAAGUGGAAAGAUUUCAGUGAUAGUGCAAUGGAUGAUGUUUUUUACAUCAUUAUCGUCGAAUGGUUUCUUGCCCUCAUUGCAGCAUACUAUAUCGAUAAGAUUUCUUCAUCCGGAAAAGACCCGUUGUUCUUCUUGCAAAACCCUUUCAAGAAAUCUCCUUCUUUGCGAAGGCCUAGUUUGCAGAGGCAAGGUUCCAAAGUCUCCGUUGAGAUGGAAAAACCAGAUGUUACUCAGGAGAGUGAAAAAGUUGAGCAACUGAUGCUCGAGUCGAGCACAAGCCAUGCGAUUGUAUGUGACAACCUGAAGAAGGUGUAUCCAGGUAGAGAUGGGAACCCGCCAAAAUUGGCAGUCCGGGGGUUAUCUCUCGCUGUGCCUUCAGGAGAAUGCUUUGGCAUGUUAGGGCCCAAUGGUGCUGGCAAGACGUCCUUCAUCAAUAUGAUGACUGGGCUCCUGAAACCAACAUCUGGGACAGGACUUGUUCAAGGUUUGGAUAUAUGCAAUGAUAUGGACAGAGUAUACACCAGCAUGGGCGUAUGCCCGCAGCAUGAUUUGCUCUGGGAAACACUGACAGGAAGGGAACAUCUGCUGUUUUAUGGGAGACUUAAGAAUCUCAAAGGCUCUGAUCUCAACCAAGCUGUGGAAGAGUCUCUUAAGAGUGUCAACCUUUUCCACGGAGGAGUUGCCGACAAACCUGCUGGGAAAUACAGCGGGGGUAUGAAAAGGCGGCUGAGUGUAGCCAUUUCACUUAUCGGGAAUCCUAAGGUGGUUUAUAUGGAUGAGCCAAGUACAGGACUUGAUCCAGCCUCGAGAAAGAACCUAUGGACUGUCAUCAAGCGUGCAAAACAAAACACUGCGAUAAUCCUCACAACCCACUCAAUGGAAGAAGCAGAAUUUCUAUGUGAUCGAUUGGGUAUUUUUGUGGACGGAGGCUUGCAAUGCAUUGGCAACCCUAGAGAGCUGAAGGGAAGGUACGGUGGAUCUUAUGUGUUUACAAUGACAACAUCAUCAGAACACGAGCAAAACGUGGAGAAGCUGAUUCAAGAUGUCUCGCCAAACGCCAAGAAGAUAUAUCACAUCGCAGGAACCCAGAAGUUUGAGCUUCCAAAAAAGGAGGUUCGGAUUUCAGAGGUGUUUCAGGCGGUGGAGAAGGCGAAGAGCAACUUCACGGUUUUCGCUUGGGGACUCGCAGACACAACUCUUGAAGAUGUCUUCAUAAAGGUUGCUAGGAAUGAGCAAGCAGCGUUUUGUGCCAUUCCUAAUCCACCACAAUGGACUCCAAUGCUUCAAAUUCCGGCUCCUCAAUACCGAGUCGCGACCACAUAUCCUAGCCAUUCUUCCCCUGCAACUUUUCUCUUCACCGGGAAUAAUCAGUCACUCGGACAAAAAACGGAAUCUAUGGAGCAAUAUUCGGUUUAUCAUGAUCCCUUUCGGCCUCUAAAUAGAGCUGGAAAAUGCGAAAGAGAGAUUUGCGGUUUAGAACAUUCUAAACCGGAUCAAGCUUUCUUUUGUUCCAUCCCUAGUCCUCCACUAUGGCCUCCAUUGUUACAAAUCCCGCGUCCUGAGAGUCGCGAUGUUAGAGGUCUUCCUAAUGAUACUUGUAGACGAACAGGAUCUUGUCCUGUUACUAUACUCUUUACUGGAAAUAACCGUUCCGUUGGAACAACUGUUUUUGGGAAUCUACUCACUAGUUCUAUACCGACGAACUCUUCUGACAUCUUGCUGACUUUAGCUAAUAAUGUUUUGGGUACAACAGCUGAGGCAGAUUUCAGCAAUUAUCUUGAUCCAGGGAUUGCCUCAAAUCUUCCUAUCUACAAUAUCCAACCUAGUUGCAUUCUAAAUGCUACGUUCCCAUUCUCAUUCGGACAACCACCUCUCAAGUUUGAGAAAGAGUUGAGAUGUGUUGAAGGAUUCAAUGUCUGGCAAAAUACCUCCAUAAAGGUCAAUGAUCUGAUUUUCAAGGGUUUUCGGAAAGGAAAUCCCGAGGGGAAGAUAAAUGAGAUCGCUGCAGCAUAUGAUCUCUUGAACACUGAUACGAACAAUUUCAAUGUGUACAUCUGGUAUAAUGCAACAAACAAGGACGAUGCAGAAAAUAGACUUACAAAGUUGGUCCGAGUUCCCCGCUUAGUCAAUUUGGUGUCAAAUGCUUACCUUCAAUUUCUACAAGGCUCGGGGACAAGGAUGUUGUUUGAAUAUGCCAAAGAAAUGCCAAAACAAGAAACAAGUCUUCGUCUGGACAUCGCGUCUCUAAUUGGCCCCCUUUUCUUCACAUGGGUUAUUCUUCUUCUGUUCCCUGUGAUCGUGUCGUCAUUAGUGUAUGAGAAACAGCAACAUCUGAGAAUUAUAAUGAAAAUGCAUGGCCUAGGAGAUGGUCCUUAUUGGAUAAUUUCAUAUGCCUAUUUCCUUACCUUAUCCGUGUUAUACGUUAUAUGCCUGAUGAUAUUCGGGUCAGCAAUAGGACUGAAGUUCUUUCGGCUUAAUGACUACAGCAUCCAAUUCGCACUCUAUUUUCUCUAUGUGAAUCUGCAAAUCGCCUUUGCCUUUCUAGUUUCUUCAGUAUUUUCAAAUGUCAAGACAUCAACAGUUGUUGCUUACAUAUACGUGUUUGGAUCUGGACUUUUGGGUUUGUUUCUAUUCGACUUUCUAAUUGAAGAUUCAUCAAUUCCUAGAGGCUGGAUUAUUGUCAUGGAGUUAUAUCCUGGCUUUUCCUUAUACCGUGGGCUGUAUGAGUUGGGGCAAUUUGCUUUCGGGGGACACUUGAGAGGGGAAGAUGGGAUGAAGUGGAAAGAUUUCAGUGCUAGUGCAAUGGAUGAUGUUUUUUACAUCAUUAUUGCUGAGUGGUUUCUCGCACUCAUUGCAGCAUACUAUAUUGAUAAGAUUUCUUCAUCCGGAAAAGACCCGUUGUUCUUCUUGCAAAACCCUUUCAAGAAAUCUCCUUCUUUGCGAAGGCCUAGUUUGCACAGGCAAGGCUCCAAAGUCUCAGUUGAGAUGGAGAAACCAGAUGUCACUCAUGAGAGUGAAAAAGUCGAGCAGUUGAUACUUGAGUCGAGCACAAGCCAUGCGAUUGUAUGUGACAACCUGAAGAAGGUGUAUCCUGGUAGAGAUGGGAACCCGCCUAAAUUGGCAGUGCGGGGGUUAUCUCUCGCUGUGCCUUCAGGAGAAUGCUUUGGCAUGUUAGGGCCCAAUGGUGCUGGCAAGACCUCCUUCAUCAAUAUGAUGAUUGGGCUCUUGAAACCAACAUCUGGGACAGGGCUUGUUCAAGGUCUGGAUAUAUGCAGUGAUAUGGACCGAGUAUACACCAGCAUGGGCGUAUGCCCGCAGCACGACUUGCUCUGGGAAACACUGACAGGAAGGGAACAUCUGCUGUUUUACGGGAGACUUAAGAAUCUCAAAGGUUCUGAUCUCAACCAAGCUGUGGAAGAGUCUCUUAAGAGUGUCAACCUAUUCUACGGAGGAGUUGCCGACAAACCUGCUGGGAAAUACAGUGGUGGUAUGAAAAGGCGGCUGAGCGUAGCCAUUUCACUUAUCGGGAAUCCUAAGGUGGUUUAUAUGGAUGAGCCAAGCACAGGACUUGAUCCAGCCUCGAGAAAGAACCUAUGGACUGUCAUCAAGCGUGCUAAACAAAACACUGCGAUAAUCCUCACAACCCACUCAAUGGAAGAAGCAGAAUUUCUUUGUGACCGAUUGGGUAUUUUUGUGGACGGAGGCUUGCAAUGCAUUGGCAACCCUAAAGAGCUGAAGGGAAGAUACGGUGGAUCUUAUGUGUUUACGAUGACAACAUCUUCAGAACACGAGCAAAACGUGGAGAAGCUCAUUAAAGAUGUCUCCCCAAACGCCAAGAAGAUAUAUCAUAUCGCAGGAACCCAGAAGUUUGAGCUUCCAAAAGAGGAGGUUCGGAUCUCAGAGGUGUUCCAGGCGGUGGAGAAGGCAAAGAGCAACUUCACAGUGUUCGCUUGGGGACUCGCAGACACAACUCUUGAAGAUGUCUUCAUCAAGAAACGGAACAUAUGGAGCAAUAUACGUCUCAUCACGAUCCCUUUCUUCCUCUGUCUACUUCUCCUUGUUGUUCAAAUGCUUUUCGACACUCAAUUCAACGACGUCCAUGGUCAAUGUGGCUGCAAAGAGAAAACUUGCGACUUAAGGUAUUCUACUUCAGAGCAAGCAGCUUUUUGCGCUAUUCCUAAUCCACCACAAUGGACUCCAUUACAUCAAAUUCCGGCUCCUCAAUACCGAGCUGCGACCCCAUACCUGAGCCAUUCUUCCCCUGCAACUUUUCUCUUCACCGGGAAUAAUCAGUCACUCGGAAAAAUUCUAAUGGGAAAUAUGUAUAGCAAUUCAGCUGAAUUUGAUGGAGAUUUAGCCAAUCAUGUCUUGGGCUCAUCAUCUUUCCCUGCAUACACCAAUUAUAUGGACUCUGCUUUCAUCUCAGAUAUUCCCAUCUACAACAUCCAACAUGAAUGCUCACCAAACUCUUCUUUCUCAAUCUUAAUUCACCAAUCACCUCUUGCUUUGCCUAAAGAGGUAAACUGUGUCCAAGGCUUAAAUCUGUGGCGGAAUAGUUUUUCCGAUGUGAACAAUGAGCUUUUCAAGGGUUACCGAAAAGGAAAUCCGGACGAGAAGAUCAACGAGUUUGCUGCAGCUUUUGAUUUUCAGAACACAAAUGGGAACAAUCUCAAUGUUUUUGUUUGGUACAACUCCACCUACAAGAACGAUACAGUGGUUCGACCUAUGGCUCUGAUUCGAGUUCCUCGCUUAGUUAAUUUGGCAUCUAACGCAUAUCUUGAGUUCCUAAGAGGUUCUGAGACAAAGAUACUCUUUGAGUAUGUCAAGGAAAUGCCUAAACCAGAGACUAAAUUGAGCUUAGACAUCGCCUCUCUAAUCGGCCCGCUCUUCUUCACAUGGGUCAUUCUGUUGUUAUUCCCUGUGAUCUUAACAACACUGGUCUAUGAAAAACAACAGAGGUUGAGAAUCAUGAUGAAGAUGCAUGGCCUUGGCGAUGCUCCUUACUGGAUAGUUUCAUACACUUAUUUUCUUUUGAUAUCGAUCCUAUACAUGUUGUGCUUUGCGAUAUUCGGGUCAGCCAUUGGGUUAAACUUCUUUAGGCUUAAUGACUAUAGUAUCCAACUUGUGUUCUUCCUCAUAUGUACAAAUCUUCAAAUAUCACUUGCCUUUUUAGCCUCUGCAAUGUUUUCAGAUGUUAAAACUGCUACAGUUAUAGCAUACAUAUAUGUCUUUGGAACCGGGCUUCUAGGAAUCUUUCUUUUCCAAUUCUUCUUGGAAGAUCCUCUCUUCCCAAGAGGAUGGAUAAUUGCAAUGGAGUUAUACCCUGGAUUUUCUUUAUACCGCGGGCUAUAUGAGUUAUCACAAUCUGCAUUCUCGGGAGAUUACCGCGGCAUUGAUGGAAUGAGAUGGAGAGAUUUUGAGAAUGGAAUGAAAGAAGUGACUUGUAUCAUGCUCAUUGAGUGGCUGUUACUGCUUGUUUUAGCAUAUUACAUUGAUCAAAUCUCUUACUCAGGGAAACAUCCAUUGUUCUUCCUCCUGAAAAGCUCUUCAAAGAAGAAACAAGAUCACUUCUCUCAGAGCCAAACUUCCAAAGUUGUUGUCGAAAUGGAGAAAUCAGAUGUGUGUCAAGAGAGGGAGAAAGUAGAGCAUCAUCUACUCGAAUCAACUGGAGACUGCGCGGUUUUAUGCAAUAACCUCAAGAAGGUGUACUCGGGUAAGGACGGUAAUCCUCAGAAACUCGCGGUUAGAGGAUUAUCUCUUGCUUUACCUCAAGGAGAAUGUUUUGGCAUGCUUGGUCCUAAUGGAGCAGGCAAAACUUCUUUCAUCAAUAUGAUGACAGGAAUCAUUAAACCAUCAUCUGGCAAAGCAUUUGUCCAAGGUCUUGACAUACUAACCGAUAUGGACCGGAUAUAUACAACAAUAGGAGUCUGUCCACAACAUGAUCUUCUGUGGGAGAAAUUGAGUGGAAGUGAACAUCUACUGUUUUAUGGAAGGCUCAAGAAUCUCAAAGGUUUUGUCUUAACACAAGCUGUCGAAGAGUCACUUCGCAGUGUCAACCUUUUCCAUGGAGGGAUUGGCGACAAACAAUUGAAGAGUCGAUAUGGAGGAUCCUAUGUAUUGACUGUGACAACUUCAGAGGAACAUGAGAAAGAAGUGGAGCAAUUAGUGCAUAACAUCUCUAUGAAUGCAAAGAAGAUAUAUCGAACCGCGGGGACUCAGAAGUUUGAACUGCCUAAGCAAGAGGUGAAGAUUGGUGAGGUGUUUCGGGCGGUGGAGAAGGCGAAGACAAUGUUUCCAGUAGUUGCUUGGGGACUUGCAGACACAACUCUUGAAGAUGUCUUUAUAAAGGUUGCACAAACUUCUUAACUAACAACUCUUUUGAAUGUUUCCUCUUGAUCAAUCUCAAUCUUUUCUUCAUCUUAUGUCAAGCUCAAAGUCACAAACUAUAUUUCAUAUAACACAAAUUAAGAUUUAUUCUAUUU